Molecule: messenger RNA, 2133 nt
Organism: Prorocentrum cordatum
Lineage: Eukaryota; Dinophyceae; Prorocentrales; Prorocentraceae
Source: the annotation of a GenBank genome assembly
AUGUUCGUGGUGCUGGUGAAGGGUAAGCAGGACUACGUCAUCCGGAACUACUCUCUGGCGCACACGCUCGCCUUCUACCAGGAGGGCUCCCUGCUGAAGGAGGACUUCGCCAUCCUGAAGCCUUGCACCUACCGUGCCUUCGCCUUCCCCGACCCCGACGCUCCGAGGGACCUGCGCGGACGCAUCCUUGGCGCCGGGAGUGACUUCGUGGUCAGGUACGACAUGGACGACACGUCUGGGGUCGGGCAGAAGCAGGGCCUGACGCUGCCUGGCAAGCGGCUGCUCCUAGACGUGGAGUUCAACAUGACCGGCGGCCAGCGGGUGCUCUCGAUCCGGGACCACGACGAGAGCGCGCCCAGGUGCCGUGUUCGAGACAGGGCAGCCCUCUGCCAAUCUGCAAAGAGCGUCGGGAUCAGCUCCGCGCUGAACGGCCUUCACCUGGACCUGUUCCUAGCUGGGUUCCACGUCUGCCUUGUGGACACGUUCUUGCCAUCACCUCAAGAGCUGCUUGGCAUCACCGUGGACUACGUGCAGAUCCAGAAGGUGCCGAACGAGAAGACUGCCACGCUCGAAGUGCACAACCUGCAGGUCGACGAGUUCGGAGAAGGCCGCACCAUCUUCGGCCCUGCCGCCAGCGGCCUCAACUCCCAGCAGAGCCCAGAGGCCGAGCUGAGCGGCUUCAGGGCCCAGCCGCUGCUGAGGAUCGCCGUGCGGGGCCCGCGACUCUUGAAAAAUGCGCUCUACGACUCGGAGCGGCAGCUCGUCAACUUGCAGAACGUGGCGAUCAACCUGCAGCCGCUGGAGGCACCGAGGCUGGACGUGGGCCGGCUGCUCUCCAUCGCGCUGCGCCUGGAGAGUUGGACAAAGGCGCUGGACCUGCGCGAGGCCAGCACCGCCCAGACCGCCGCCAAGGCGCUGCUGAAGGUCAUGCGCAGGGGCAUAUCCGCGCCGCGGAAGGGGGGGAUGGUCAUCUGCUACGUUGGCAGACUGGUGGUGAUGCCGAUCGUGCUGGAAGCUGGGCUGGUCCUGAAGAAGCGCCAGAAGAGGGGCUCAGAUGACGACGACGACGACGGCGUGGGCUUGGAGAAGCAGCUGCUUCGGCUUUCUGCCAGGCUCUCGCCUGGGCCUCGUGCGAUCGUGUCCUUCGUCGCCAAGCUGGCCACGACGUUCGCCGAGGCGUCGCCCCGCUUCAGGUUCAGCAAGCUGGACAAGCGCAUCGACCCGCAGAACAGUGCGGUGCUUGUGAGCGCCAUAUCGAAGCACUACGUCAAGCAGCUGCAGUGGCAGGUGGCCGGAGUCCUGGGCUCCUUGCAGGUGCUCGGCGACCCGGCGGGCCUGUUCCACGACGUGACAGAGGGCUUCGAGCAGUUCUUCGUCAAGUCCAUUCAGGAGCUGCAGGGCGAGCGCUCGACCGUCGGCUCCGGGGUCCAGGACCUGGUUGGGGGCACGGUCGGCGGCGUGGUGGGCUCGGUGGCCACUAUUUCCGGCUCGGUGAAGGACGCCCUGGGGACCGUCGCGGGCGGACCCAUCGGCGAGGAGAAGAGGGCCGAGAGCAUCGGAGAGGGCAUCGAGAUGAGCCUGGCCUCCCUGGCCGGAGGCUUCACAGAGGCGCUGACGGGCCUGGUGGAGCAGCCCCUCGAGGGUUGGGACGAAAACGGCGCCGUGGGCCUCGUGAAGGGCUCGGCGCAGGGCGUCAUCGGCGUCGUGGCGAGACCCAUCGAGGGCGUCCUGGGCGCCGCGGAGAAGAUCGCCCAGGGCGUGGAGGGCCAGGUGCGCGGUGCGAGCCGGAGCUAUUGCGGUCUGCGCCGGCCUCCGCGCGUGAACUUUGGCGCGGGCGAGCGCGAGCGCGGGGUCGCCAGCCUUCAGGUGCUGAGCAGGGCGUUCUUCUGGCCGAAGUGGCGCCUGCGCCUGAUCACCUUUUGUUCCUCGGCUCUCCCUGCCAGACCUCUGGACGGAGCGCAGGAUCAGGUAUGUGACCAUCUCCCCCGCCCUCGAGGGCGAGCAGGCCGAGAGCAGCCUGCCCGCGCUGCGGGGCGGGGCGCCGGACAGCUGGGUGCCCGGCAGCAUCCCCGGGGUCUGGGGCCUGUUCGGCGGCGUCAGCUCGCUGACGGACGCCGGGGAGCUGGUGGCUGA